CUCUCUGUCUGUCUCUCUCGGUGCUUCAGUUUCGUUGUCUCUUAAGGGAGUUGCAGUUCUCAUCUGUAGCUCCACAGUACCUUGUCUCCUCCAGGGCUCCAGACAGUUCUCCAACCAGACAUGAACCAACCCCCUCCCCAGACACAACCUACAAUCACCCCUGGUGUAACCCAGGUGGUGGUGAUGCAGCAGCCGCUGCCAAGAGACGUACCCGGCCAGAUGACGUGUCCCCACUGUCAGGUCCAGGUUCUGACAGAGACCACACACACCACUGGACUGGUCACCUGGCUCAUCUGUGGAGCCCUCUGCUGCUUCAUGUGCUGGCCAUGCUGUUUGAUUCCGUUCUGUGUUGACUCUUGUCAGGACGUAGAACACCGCUGCCCCAACUGCAAGAGAGUGAUCCACAUCCACAAACGCAUGUGAACAGACCAAGAUGAGACACCUGCCACAAAGUGAUCCAUAUCUGCAAACCUACUGUAUAUAUGAACAGACCUAGCCACAGCCUACUGACAGUUCAGUGCGUAAUCCACAUCAGAAAGACAAUAGUCUACUGUCUCUCUGAAAUGACUGCAGCAGGGCAGCUUCCUCUACUGUCUCUCUGAAAUGACCACAGCAGGACAGCUUCCUCUACUGUCUCUCUGAAAUUACCACAGCAGGGCAGCUUCCUCUACUGUCUCUCUGAAAUUACUACAGAGGGGCAUCUUUCUCUACUGUCUCUCUGAAAUGACCACAGCAGGACAGCUUCCUCUACUGUCUCUCUGAAAUGACCACAGCAGGACAGCUUCCUCUACUGUCUCUCUGAAAUGACCACAGCAGGGCAGC
Oncorhynchus tshawytscha (Chinook salmon) is the source of this 822-nucleotide messenger RNA. Its product is annotated as lipopolysaccharide-induced tumor necrosis factor-alpha factor homolog. The transcript has 4 exons. NCBI's taxonomy places the organism in Eukaryota, Metazoa, Chordata, Actinopteri, Salmoniformes, Salmonidae. Gene Ontology annotation, molecular function: zinc ion binding. Bases 121 to 423 code for a protein of 100 amino acids. The record is from RefSeq and is a predicted model, not a curated record.